AUGAAAAAAAAUAAAAACUUAAAUCAUUUAGCAAUUGAUAAUUUCAAAGAUAAUACUGAGUCUUCAGAAAAAAAAAAGUUAUCGAAUAAAGAAAAGAAAAAAUUACAAUAUGAAGAAAGAAUUAGGAAAAAAAAGGAAAAACAACUAAAAAAAGUUAAAAAAUUAAUUCAAAAAAAUAAUUUAGGAUCUUUAAAGGAUAUACAUAGCAAUUUAAUUAACAACUCAUUAAAUGGAAAUCAUGAAGCAAAAGUCAUACUAAAAAAUAAUGAAAGUAAGUUAAUUAAUAAGAAAAAAAAAAAAAAAAUUCAGAUAAAAGAAUUAUGUAGCAAUAUAAAUGUUCCUGGAGAAAAUGAAGAAGAAGAUCUUAAAAGGGCAAUAAAAAAGAAUUCAAAAAAAGUUUCUCCUAUAGAAAAUUUAUCUAAGAAAUUAAUAAAAAAAUUAAAAAAUAAAUUAAAACAAGAUAAAGAAUUAGAAAAAAAGAAAUUAUUUAAAAAAAUAGAACAAUAUAAAUUGAGUACUAGUGAACGUAAUUUAAUGAUUCCUUUUAACAUAAAAACUCAAAAUGUAGAAAAUCUAGAGAAACUUUUUAAAGUUUACGAAAAAAAUAAUAUGGAACUACCACAUAAUCUGAAAAUAUUGAAAUAUAAAUUAGAGAAAAAAAAGAAAAGAUUUUUAGAAAAUAGAAAAAAUGAAGGAGAAAAACUUACUAAGGAGAAAAAAAAGAAAAUGAAAGUAGGUAAAACAAUUGAUUAUCACAUUAAAAAUGAUCAGAGCCAUCAUGAAGAUAUUGUACCAAAUUGUGAUGAAGAGAAUAGGAUAAAUUGCAAUAAAAAAGUAAAUUUAGUUCAUGAUGAAAUUAUUAAAGAGAAUAGUAUUAUGCAUAAUAUAAAAGAAAAUGAAAUCAAUAAAGAAAAUAAAAAGGAAGAAAUAAAGAUCAAUGAUGAAAAGAGGAAAAUAAUUUAUAAUAGAGUAAAUAUAAAUAGAACGGAAGAAAUAGAAAAAGUAAGAUUAUCCUUACCUGUUUUAAGUUAUGAACAAGAAAUUAUUGAAGCUAUUUUAAAUUAUGAUGUUGUUUUUAUAAAUGGAGAUACAGGAUGCGGGAAAUCAACUCAAGUCCCACAAUUUUUAUAUGAACAUGGAUUUUCUUCAAAUAAUUAUUUAAUAGGAAUUACAGAACCAAGAAAAAUUGCAGUUAAAAGUAUUUCACAUAGAUUAAAUGAAGAGUUAAAUGAAAAUGUAGUUGGUUAUCAAAUUAGAUAUGAAAAAUCCAAUUUUCUAAAAAACAGCAAAAUUAAAGUUAUGACUGAAGGAAUUUUAUUAAAAGAAAUAAUGAAUGAUUUUAUUUUAUCGAAAUAUAGUUCUAUAAUUUUAGAUGAAGCACAUGAAAGAAGUAUAAACAUGGAUUUAAUUUUAGGUUUGUUGUCUAUAAUAUGCAAAAUUAGAAAAAAUAAUUAUUUUAAGAACUUAUCAGAUGUUAUCCCAAUUAAAGUUAUUAUAAUGUCUGCAACUAUUGACGAUCAAAAUUUUUUUGAAAAUAAAAUUUUUGAAAAUUAUACAACAAUCAAUAUUCCUACAGAAAAAGUUCCAGUUGUUGAUCAUUUUCUCUCAUAUACACCCAAAAAUUAUGUUGAAGAGGCUAAGAAAAAGAUUAUACAAAUUCAUAAGAAAUUACCUCCUGGUAGUAUAUUGGUUUUUUUGACUAGUCAAGAUGAAAUAUAUCAUUUAUAUAAUUCAUUGAGUAAUUUAAAUUUAUGCAAAAGUACUGAGAAUAUUUCUUCUCGGGAAUUUAAGGAAGAAAAAAAAAUUGAAGAUGAAAAUUUGUGUUCAUUUGAUUUAAGUGAAGAAGAAAAAAACAUGAAUGAUAAAAUAAGUUUUUUUUUUAGCAAUAAUGAUGAAGACAAAGAAAAAAAAAUAAUAUAUGAUGUAUCUGAUGAUGAAAGUAUUUGCAAUAGUCAUUUAUUAAAUUUAGUUGAGACAAAUGCUAAUAAUAGCAUAAAAGUUUCAGAAAAAAAUUCAUUAAAUUUAAGUUCACAUAUAUUAGAAGAUUCUGAAAAAAAUGAUACUAAUGAAAAUACAAAGGAAAUAAAAGCAGUUAAUCAAAAGAAUAACUAUAUUGUCGAAACUCAUACUAACAAAGAGAAAAAUAAUUUAGAAACUACGAAUAAUGAAAAUAAUAUUCAUCGUUUCAAAGAAAAUGAAAUUAAGAAAGUUUGUAAUGAAAUAAAAGAACGGUUAAAUAGUGAAAUUGAAAAAGAGAAAAUUGAAGAUAGUGAAAGUAAGAAAGACUUAAAUAUAGUUAAUGAAAGCGAAGAGAAGACAAAAGAAUAUAAUGAAAGUGAGGAAGAGUUAAGUAAAGAUGUUGAAAGCACAGGAGACAAUAAUGUACAAAAAAAAAAAAAAAAAAAAAUAGAUGAAAAUAUAAAAAAAUAUUCAAGUAUUUGGAAAGGUAGUGAUGGAUCAGGAAUUCUAAAAAUUUAUAAGCUUUAUGCUAAUCUGCCUAUGAAUGAACAAAUGGCUUUAUUUAAUGACCCUAAAGAUGAUGAGAGAAUCUGUAUUUUAAGUACAAACAUAGCAGAAACAUCAAUUACUUUGCCAAAUAUUCGUUAUGUAGUUGAUUGUGGAAAAGAAAAAAAAAAAUUAUACUCUACAUUAAAUGAUUAUUCUUAUUAUAUUAUUGAUAAUAUUAGUAAAAGUUCAUCACUUCAGAGAAAAGGUAGGGCAGGUAGAAUUUUAUAUUUAUUAAAAAAGAAUAAAAAAAACAAAAAGAAAAUGGAAAUGGAAAAAGGGCAUGUAUAUAAAUUAUACUCUUCUAAUUAUUAUAACUAUUUUUUCAAAAAUCAUAAUGACUUUCCAAUUUUAAAUUAUCCACUUGAUUCUUUAAUUUUAUACUUGUUAAGUUUUAAUAUAAAAAAUGUAGAAAAUUUUCCUUUUAUCAAUAAACCUGAUAAAUAUAAAUUUGAAGAAGCUAAAAAAAGAUUAAUUUACCUUAAUUGCAUAUAUUUUGGAUGUAAAGAUAUUGAAUUUCUUUUUAAAAGCGUAGAUAAUAGAAUGUGUUCAAAAAAAAAUAUUAAAAAUCAUGUAAAAAUGUUUAAUCCUCAUAAUAAAAGUGGAAUAACACUUGUAGGAAAUUUUAUCUUAUCUUUACCAAUAAGUACAAGAUAUGCAAAGAUUUUAUCAGAUGUUUGCUUAAAAUCUUUAGCAAUAAAUCAAAAGAGUUCAAUUCCUUUAGCAUGUCUUUUAGUGUCUUGUUUAUAUAUGGAAUCUAUUUUUUCAUAUGAUUAUAAACUUAAUAUGAAAUACAAAAAAAAAGAAAAAACAAAACAAAACAAUAACAACUUAGUAAAUUUAAUUUUAAAAAAGGGUGACGAGAAAAUUAAAAAAACUGACAUAAAUGACUCAUGUAAUGAAAGUUCCUUUGAAGAGGAUAGUUCGUCGUUAGAAAAUAGUGAUAAUUAUCCAAAUAAUGAUGCUCUUGAGAAUUUUAAAUUAAAAUUUGAAAAUGACAUUGAUUUUUAUUUAAAUAUAUGUACAUCUUUUUAUUUUUCAAAGGAAAAAGAAAAUUUUUGUACUUUAAUGAAGUUAGAUAAAAAAAAAAUGGAUGAAUUACUUAAAUUGUCACAUUAUUUAAUGAAAAUAAUUAAUUUUAAACUUAAGACAAACAUUAAUUUUGAUAUCUUAGAAAAAAAUAUUUCGUCAUUAUCAAAACAAAUAAUUCAUUAUGCAGUCAUUCAAGGGUUCAUUGAUCAUUUAGCGAUCCGUUAUGACUUAAUACAUAAUGAUUAUACUAGAAAUUUAAAUUUAAAUUUUAAUAAAAAAAAAGCCUAUUUUACUCAAAAUAUUAACAAUCCUAUAUAUAUUAAUCCAAAUUCUGUCAUAUAUAAGAACAGACCUUAUCCAAAGUAUAUUUUAUAUAAUUACAUUAUGAAAAAUAAAAAUUCAUAUACCAUGUUUGACUGUUUAAGUAUAAACGAUUCAGAUUUAGGAAAAAUAACAAAUGUUUGCAUUUUUAUUAAUGAAUACGAAAAACUUCCUCCAGCGAAAUAUAAUAAAGAAAGAGAUAAAAUUAGUGUUUAUGUAAAACCUUUAUAUUUACCAUGUACUCAUUAUUUAUCUAUUACAGAAAAAGAAUUAAGUGAAAAUGAUUUUCUUUUUCAUAAUUACCUUGCUUUAUUUAUAUUAGAUGGAUCGAUAUUUCCAAAAAUAUUAAAAUUUCAAAAUUAUUAUUCUCAUUCAUCUAAUGAUGUUAUUAAUUGCAAACAACAAAAUAUUAAAGAAUUUAUAGAUAUGUUAAAAAAUAAUAAUAUAACUAAUAGAUCUACUUUAAUAAAUAAGUGGAGAAUACAAAAUAAUUUUUUAAAACAAGAAUUUAUUUCUUUAAUUGAAAAAAAAUGUAUUAAUUAUAAUUAUCUUAUUGAGAAUUCUUGGCCUCCUUUAGAUUAA
Molecule: messenger RNA, 4440 nt
Organism: Plasmodium relictum
Lineage: Eukaryota; Apicomplexa; Aconoidasida; Haemosporida; Plasmodiidae
Product: DEAD/DEAH box ATP-dependent RNA helicase, putative
Exons: 3
Coding region: 1-4440 (1479 amino acids)
Biological process (GO): maturation of SSU-rRNA from tricistronic rRNA transcript (SSU-rRNA, 5.8S rRNA, LSU-rRNA)
Cellular component (GO): nucleolus; intracellular anatomical structure
Molecular function (GO): ATP binding; RNA binding
Source: RefSeq, a predicted model, not a curated record